AUGGCUCCUCAGAAACCCCGCGUGGAGUUUCAUCCCAAACGGCCCUGGGGUCCUGGGAAGGCGGAGAGGGAAGCGGCGGCGAUCGAGGACGAUGAGGACGAUGAUGGGGAAGAUGGAGAUGAAGAUGGCUUCACUCUGGAGGAGGUGCUGCGACUCGGAGGCACCAAGCAAGAUUAUCUUAUGCUGGCUACUUUGGAUGAGAAUGAGGAACUUGUGGAUGGAGGCAAAAAAGAAAUGAUUGAUGACCUUCAGCAGGGUGAACUAGAAGCAUUUAUCAAAAACUUGGGUGUAUCCAACUAUUCAAAGAAUUUUCUAUUAGAAGACAAAGAGCUUUCAGGAAACAAAGCCAAUGAUAAAGAAACUAAAAGAUGUAAAAUAGAAGAGAAAAAAAAAACUCCAGCAGAAGACAAAAAGGCACCAGCUAAUAAGGACAAAAAGAGUUUGAAAAAGCAAGUACAAGUCAUUGAUGAAGGCAACAAUACUAAACCAGCAGUAAAGAAAGAUAAACAAGACAUCUUUGAGUUUUAUGCUAGACCAACAUUGCUGAUCAAACCUGGGGGGAAAUGGUAUGAUCUAGAGUAUACCAAUGAAUAUUCCUCAGAAACUCAGUCCCAAGUUGCUGUAUCUCAGUACAAAGCUUUGGCUCAGAAGCUGUAUCAACAUGAAAUCGAGUUAUUCAAAAGCAAGACAAGUAAUCAGAAGGGUGGCUCCUCUUCUACAUGGAUGAAAGCUAUAGUGUCAUCUGGUACCCUGGGUGACAGAUUGGCUGCCAUGAUCCUCCUUAUUCAGGAUGAUGCUAUCCAUACACUUCAGUUUGUGGAGACCCUUGUGAAUCUUAUCCAAAAAAAGGGUAGCAAAGGGCAAAGUUUAAUGGCUUUAGAUACUUUCAAAGAACUACUUAUUACAGACCUCUUGCCAGACAAUCGUAAACUACGGACUUUUAAUCAGCAUCCUUUCAACAAACUAGAAAAACUGUCCAGUGGCAAUAGGGACACAAGGGAUAGGCGAUUGAUAUUGUGGUAUUUUGAACAUCAGCUCAAACAUUUAGUGGCUGAAUUUGUGCAAGCUUUAGAAACUUUAGGUCAUGACUCAUUGAUUGCAACCAAAACUCAAGCACUUAGAGUGGCUCAUGAGAUUCUCUCUAAUAAGCCCGAGGAAGAAAAGGCCUUUCUUGUACAACUGGUAAAUAAGCUUGGAGAUCCCCAGAACAGAAUAGCCACCAAAGCUUCCCAUCUGCUAGAGACUUUACUUCAUAAACAUCCUAACAUGAAAGGAGUCGUGUGUAGUGAAAUUGAGAGGCUAAUCUAUAGAACAAAUAUUAGCUCCAAAGCUCAGUACUAUGCCAUUUGUUUCUUAAAUCAAAUAGUACUUUCCCACGAUGAAAGUGUAUUGGCUAACAAACUAAUAACUCUUUAUUUUUGCUUUUUUCGGACUUGUAUCAAGAAAAAUGAUAUUGAGUCUAAAAUGCUUAGUGCCCUUUUAACUGGAGUAAAUAGAGCUUAUCCAUAUGCCGAAAUCAGUGAUGAAAAAGUGAAAGAACAGCUUGAUACACUAUUUAGAGUGUUACAUCUUGUGAAUUUUAAUACCAGUGUUCAAGCCCUCAUGUUGCUUUUCCAAGUAAUGGAUUCUCAUCAGACGAUAUCAAAUCGAUAUUAUGCUGCCUUAUACAAGAAGCUGUUAGAUCCAGGUUUGCUCUUAUGUUCCAAGCAGUCUAUGUUUCUUAAUCUUGUCUACAAGUCUCUGAAAAGUGAUGUAGUUCUACGUCGGGUAAAGGCAUUUGUGAAGAGGUUGCUUCAGGUCACUUGUGGACAGCUGCCACCAUUCAUAUGUGGAGCUCUAUACCUUGUGUCUGAGAUCCUUAAAGUAAAACCAGGACUACGCACUCAACUGCAUCAUCAUCCGGAAUCUGAUGAAGAAGAAAAUUUUUUGGACUUAGAUGAAGAUGACGGUACUGAAAAAUUUACAGAUGCUGAUAAGGAAAUCGAAACAAAUGCAGAUGAAGAAAUAGACAAGGAUAAGAACACAACUGAAUGUCUUGCAGAGGAGAACAAAUCAGGUUCUGCCUCUUGGGUUCAUCUUAAAAAUUUGGAAGGUGGAAAAAAUGUAAAUACCUAUGAUCCAUUAAAUCGAAACCCUUUGUUUUGUGGAGCAGAUAGUACAAGUCUUUGGGAACUCCGAAAGCUUUCUGAACAUUUUCAUCCAUCUGUGGCUCUUUUUGCAAAAACUAUUUUACAGGGGGAUUAUAUUCAAUAUUCGGGAGAUCCAUUACAGGAUUUUACACUAAUGAGAUUUUUGGAUCGAUUUGUAUAUAGGAAUCCAAAGCAGCAUAAGGGGAAAGAGAAUACGGAUAGUGUUGUGAUGCAGCCAAAAAGGAAGCAUUUCAUGAAUGACUUGCGGAAUCUUGCCGUGAACAGUAAGGAAUUCCUUGCAAAAGAAGAAAGCCAAAUACCAGUGGAUGAAAUUUUUUUCCAUAGAUAUUACAAGAAGGUUGACAAAGAAAAACGUAAACGUCAAAUAUCUUCAGAUGAUGAAAGUGUAGAAGAUGUGGAUGAUGAAGAAUUUGAGAAGAUACUUGACACAUUUGAAGAGGAUACUAAGGAUGACCUUAAUUUUGCUGGUAAUGUGAAAAAGAAAACCAAAAAGUCUAAGAAUACCCAAGAGGAUGAGGAAUCAGACUUGGAAGGUAGUGAUGAUGAUAACUUCAAUGAUUUGGAUGAUGAAGAGAUCUCCUUGGGUAGUAUGGACGAAGAAUUUGAAGAAGUUGAUGAAGCUGGAGGUACAUUCAUGGAUGUGCUAGAUGAAGAAAGUGAAAGCAUUCCAGAACUAGAAGAUGAAGUCGGUACCAAGGUUAGCAUUAAAAAAGGCAAAAAGAAAAAAGCAGAUGUUGACUUCGUUGCAUCACUUCAAGGCCCAAAGCGAAAAAAGAAGCGAUCCUUCAAUGAUUCCAGUUUAUUUGUUUCUGCUGAAGAGUUUGGCCAGCUGCUGGAUGAAAAUGUUGGCUCCAAGUUUGAUAACAUUGGUAUGAAUGCCAUGGCCAACAAAGAUAAUGCAAGUAUUAAACAACUUCAGUGGGAGGCUGAACGAGAUGACUGGCUUCAUGAUAGAGAUGUGAAAAGUCUUAUAAGGAAGAAGAAAAACUUCAAACAGAGAAGAGGUCCAAAAAACAUGCACAAAAAGAAAAGGCAAAGGAAAUGAAUGUUUUUUUUUAGAGUCAAUUAUUUAAAACUUUGAAAAUACAACUUGUUCACUCUUAUUCUGUAAUUUGUAAUAAACUACACAUGAGAUCAUUUAAAUAAUUUGUAAAUUCAUGUAAAAGAGGAUUUAAUUAUAGUCAUGCUUAUAGGAAGGCCAUGAUUGUGAAGAUGCUGGUGCUAGGUCUUUGUUCAGAGCUCUGAGAGAUUGGGAUGAAAAGGAUCAUCUUCCUUUCCUAGGUGAGGGAGAAGUAAAAUGGACGUGAUCAGAAUCAAAAUAGGGUCCUGGAUUCAGGAAGGUCUGCAUUGCAGAAAAACCUCUUAGCAUACUAUUUUAAUAUGUCCACGGAUAAUAGGAUAGGACAACAUUUUCAGGCAUCUCAGGGAAAUGCUUUUGAAAUGUGUGUGGAGAGUGAAAGCAGAAGAGCUUGGGAAGGAAAUUAGUAUUCAUGAAGUUAUACACCAUAAAGUACAUAAUGAGUUGAAUGCUUCACAUGAUUUCAACUCCUAUUGCACAGGGAAGCAUUGGUAUGGGAUGUUAGCCCAGUACAUGAAUACCAGGGAUGGACUUUCCCUUCUCAGCCCAUCUAUCUACAGCAUACUUUUUGUAGAGCACAGUGGGAAAAUUCCAAAACUUCUCUUUGGCUGAAAUGUGUUACUUUUUAAUAAAUUCAUCUGAUGAAGAAUGGCUUUGGGUUGUUGAGGUUAGAAUAAUCAUGGAUCGUUAUGGAGUGCUUUAAACUUUGCAAUACACUAUAUAUCCAGUCAUCUCUUUGAUAAAACCCAGGGAAAAACUUAAACAAUGUACAUUUUUAUUUCCUUCUAAGGAAAGAGUUUAACCUUCUAUAAGGCAAGGAACAGAUCAAUUCAUUUCAACAGACAUGUUAUUUUCAGAAAGAGGUCUAAGGGAAAUACAUAGAUAAUCCUUCAAAUGAGGAGUCUGCAUCACAAAUUUAUAACUGUAAAAAUAAUGUUAGGUACUUAAGAAAAUCUGUGAAGCUAUUUCAAGUCUGAGGAAGGAAAGGUCAUUUUUGAUUGUGGGAUGCCACAAGACCACAAAAGAAUUAAUAUUCACCUGGCUUUUUAAAGUACAUUUUAAAAUACAGUUUUAAAAAAUACAGUUUUUAAAAAUUUGAGCACUCUUCCCCCAUGAACUUUUCUAUACACAACACAGAACAUAGAGGAUUGUAUAUGAAAUCAUGAGUAUUUCGUAUCUAUUUUUUUAAAUUUAUAAUAAAUUUCACAUUACUUUCAAAA
This is a messenger RNA of Monodelphis domestica (gray short-tailed opossum), 4448 nucleotides long. It is a transcript of the gene CEBPZ, whose product is annotated as CCAAT enhancer binding protein zeta. NCBI's taxonomy places the organism in Eukaryota, Metazoa, Chordata, Mammalia, Didelphimorphia, Didelphidae. Gene Ontology annotation, cellular component: nucleus. The record is from RefSeq and is a predicted model, not a curated record.